Molecule: messenger RNA, 1938 nt
Organism: Anthostomella pinea
Lineage: Eukaryota; Fungi; Ascomycota; Sordariomycetes; Xylariales; Xylariaceae
Source: the annotation of a GenBank genome assembly
AUGUCUCCGACACCCCACUACCAUGACCUGAAAAGUAGCGAGGCCGUGUUGGGCAUCGACUUCGGCAAUGGCAGCUCCAAGGAAUCCUUGGUCAGGUCGAGGGAAGACCGCGAGCCGUACCUGAUUCGCGUCCCGUUCAAAGGCGGGCUUGAUGACCCGAGAAGAGCGGGUGCGGUGCACCAGUUCACCGCGUACGCUGCUCAGGACAAGGCGGGCAAGCUCGUCGUUGGCAAGGAAGCCCUGCGCAUGGAUUUCGAUUCCCCUCAAGACAAUCCUGACCUGGCUGGCCGGGAUCACCCCUGCCAGGCUGGGCUGCUUGAGCAUUUCAAGCUCCUGUACGACUCCGCCAUCGCCGCAGCAGCAGGCCAGAAGGUAACGAUUCGAUCGGUCGUGCUUACCUACCCUAACUACUUGUGCCCGUCGAACUAUCAUUCAGGUAGUUUCGAGACGUAUCUUGACACGUAUAUCGGUCUGAUGCGUUCUAUAUGGGCAGACGAUAUGCACAUCGAGACGGCAUCGGAAGGACAGGCUGCAGCGAUAUAUAUCUGUGAGCCAUAUCAUGACGUCUACGGCACGGACUCGCAAGAGGAGCGCCACCGGACCCUCUUCGCGGACCUCGACAAGCAGAAGGGACUGAACCUGCUCGUCGUCGAUACCGGUGCGAGUACUCUUAACGUCCAAUGCAUGACCGUGUAUUUCGACGAGAAAGGCGACAUAUGCAACAGCCAGUCAAACGUCCCGUCUGGCUGGGUGACGGGUACCAGGGGUGGCAGCCACAUCUCGAACGACAAGAUCAGGACGCUCGUCGAGCAAGAGCUCAAGCCCUUGCUUGUCACAAACCAGCUCGCCGAAGGCGAGAUGGCCCACCUGCUCCAGGACUUCGAGGGUCAGAAGAAACAUUUCAACUACGUCGAAAACACGAACAUGAUGAACCUUCGGGGCUACUCCCAGGAGUCCUUUGUUCCGUUGUCGCCGGAACAGGUCCGGCACGCGUUCGAGAGCGCCUUCCGAGAUGGGUUGGACCUGUUGAAACGACAUCUGCAUCGCCUGGUCGGGUUCCAAGGAGACUUCGCAGUUUUGUUUUGCGGAGGGAGUUACUGCAACCCGGGCCUUUACCACCAGGUAAAGAGCAUUAUGGCCGAUUUUGAGAUUACCGCCGCGGCCCGCAGUUGCGGGGUGAAGCACGCGUUUAUGCGCGAUGAACCAUACUGGUCUUCGGCGGUGUCGUCAGGGGUUGCCCUGUCUUUGAUCAGGAUGCCACCCCCUGGCGAACUUCUGAGAAGCUCUUGUAUCGGCCCUCAAGAGGUAAGCUAUAAGAGGAGGAAUGGCAAAUGGGGUAAGAAAGCUUCAUCGACCGACGCCCAUGUUGUGUACUGUUAUGAGCUGGACAGGACGCUACACGUCGAGAUCGAAGUCCCUGGCCGCAAUAUGAAACUGGUUCUGAAUAUGGUCUGCGAUCCCCUAUGGGUGGCCGACGUUUCCGACAGUCACCCGUUCAUUGAGAUUGGCCGUGCCGAGGAAGUGAUUGGUGGUCCUAUCUCAACCUACGAUUUGGCAUUCGAGGUUAGCACCCGUGAUCUUCCACGCGGCCCCGUUUACUUCACUGUCGAUCACACCAAGGUCCGCGACGAUGGACCGGUUUCGCUCCAGCUGGAAUGCUACACCCAUCUCAAGCGGGGAGCCUACCUACCCAACGACGUCGACAGGAAAUGGACAAUACCGCUCAGAACGGACCGUGCGACCAAGCUCCUCCAAGUGGGCAAGGCGGUUCAGUUGCCGAUCUGGUGUAAGCGCUGCUCCAAGAAGAUUGGGAAACACGCGCGUGUCUGCCAGGACUGCGACCGGUAUAGCGUGUGUACGGCAUGCUACGUCAAAAUAAGCACGGAUUGGACGCUGCAUCCCAAGCAUGUUUUCACGGGCCUGUCUGCCUACCGAUGA